AUGAUCGCAACUGGUGUUUGUGGUGUCGCGCUGGUGCUGGUGCUGGUGGUUCUGAUCCCGGUCGUGGUGAACACCGCCGGGACCCCUGCCCGCUACGAGAUGCUCGGGUCCUGUCAAAUGGUGUGCGACUCCCACGGGACCGGGACCGCGACCACGGCUACGGCCAAGGCAACCAACCCGGUCAAAGACAACCGCCUGGUUCAGUCUCUUCCAACCUUCAUCCAGGGUCCCCAAGGAGAGCCGGGACGCGUCGGGAGGAUGGGUCCGAGGGGUCCGCUGGGCGAGCCCGGACCACCUGGACCAGCUGGUCCGCCCGGUGACAGAGGGGCACCGGGUGCACACGGAGCUCCCGGUAUAAAUGGGCCCAACGGUGCCAUCAGCGCUGCCACUUACAACACGAUCCCAAAGAUUGCGUUUUAUGCCGGACUGAAGAAGCAGCACGAGGGAUAUGAAGUGCUGAAAUUCGACGACGUCGUCACAAAUCUGGGCAACCACUAUGAUCCCGCUUCAGGGAAAUUCACCUGCUCAAUACCGGGGAUUUACUACUUUAUUUACCAUGUGCUAAUGCGAGGCGGAGAUGGAACCAGCAUGUGGGCUGACCUCUGCAAGAACAACCAGGUGAGAGCCAGUGCCAUCGCCCAGGACGCCGAUCAGAACUACGACUACGCCAGCAACAGUGCUGUCCUGCACCUCGAGCCCGGGGACGAGAUUUACAUCAAGCUGGACGGCGGAAAGGCGCACGGGGGCAACAACAACAAGUACAGCACCUUCUCCGGCUUCAUGCUGUACGCCGAUUGAAACGCGCAGGAUCCGCUCUGCAUACACUUCACUGCUCAUGCCCAAUCCCAUGCAAAUUGGAUUAAUGGAGGCAGAACUCACCAUUUCCAUAUAGCAAAAAGAGUCCAGGAAGAUGCGGAGGACGU
Pseudoliparis swirei is the source of this 923-nucleotide messenger RNA. RefSeq names its product complement C1q-like protein 3. Lineage: Eukaryota; Metazoa; Chordata; Actinopteri; Perciformes; Liparidae. Gene Ontology annotation, molecular function: protein binding. The record is from RefSeq and is a predicted model, not a curated record. The coding region runs from base 1 to 798 and encodes 265 amino acids. The transcript is spliced from 2 exons.